GUCCAUGCUGCUGUGAGAGAGCUGUCUUUGGAGACUGAGCACCGGAGAACCGUCGAGAAGCCUUUUUUUUUUUAAAUCCACAGGUAAUUUCACAGGCAGACUGCACAGAAAGAUGGCGGCUUCCCUGCUGAGGAUAGGACGACUGGGUUGUGUCAAGUGUUUGCAGGCUGAGAGCUGGAUCACUCUGAGUAGAGCACCUUCAGCUGCGGCCUUUAGCUCAAAAUCUGGUGGUUCUAAGAAGUCAUCCAAGAAGAACUCAGACAAAGACCAGGGUAAAACAUACUUCGAUAUAGAGAAACUUGUCCAGCACAAGACAGUCAAUCUUCCCAAGAGUGAUGUUUCUCAGGCAGUGGCCGCUGCUGCAGCAGCAGCCGAAGCGGCAGCAAAACCUGUCGAGGCGUCCACCACCGCUGCUGCUGCACCUGAGGCUGUAGCUGAGGCAAUUGUUGAAGCCACACCUGUGGUCGAAGCCGUCGCAGAAGCUGCACCAGUCGUCGAGGCCGUCGCAGAAGCCGCACCUGUGGUCGAGGCUGUUGUGGAGGCCGUUGCAGAAGCCGCACCUGUGGUGGAAGCUGUCGCAGAAGCCGCACCUGUAGUCGAGGCCGUCGCAGAAGCCGCACCUGUGGUUGAAGCCGUGGCAGAAGCCGCACCUGUGGUUGAAGCCGUGGCAGAAGCCGCACCUGUCGUGGAGGCCGUCGCAGAAGCUGCACCAGUGGUCGAGGCCGUCGCAGAAGCUGCACCUGUGGUUGAAGCCGUGGCAGAAGCCGCACCUGUGGUUGAAGCCGUGGCAGAAGCCGCACCUGUGGUUGAAGCCGUGGCAGAAGCUGCACCUGUUGUGGAGGCCGUGGCAGAAGCUGCACCAGUGGUCGAGGCCGUUGCAGAAGCUGCACCAGUGGUUGAAGCCGUGGCAGAAGCUGCUGAAGCGGCACCUGUGGUGGAAGCUGUCAAUGAAGCCGUAGCAGAGAUUGUUGCAGAAGCUGCACCUAUUGUUGAAGCUGUUGCCGAAGCUGUCGUCGAGGCUGCACCAGUGGUUGCUGAAGUGUUACCUGAAGCCGCACCAGUGGUUGAAGUAGUCGCUGAAGCUGCAGCAACCAUAGCUGAAGCUGCUGCUGAGGCCGCUUCCCCCGAAGCUGAAACUGCAGCACCAGUAGAAGAGGUUCCUGUUGAAGCAGCACCAGCUGCUGAAGAACCUGCAGCUGAAGCGGCCCCUGAAGCCCCUGCGGCUGAGGCUGCACCUGUUGCAGAAGUUCCCGUUGAAGCGGCUCCUGAAGCCCCUGCUGCCGAAGCUCCUGUAGAAGCCGCUGCCGAGCCUGCUGCUGAGGCCCUAGCCGAACCGGUUGAACCGUUUGAGGCUCAAAUGGACCCAAUUCAGAAACUCUUCUUGGACUCCAUACGUGAAUACUCCACAAAAAGCCAGGCCUCAGGCGGGCUAGUGGAGGCAGGUGCGGAGUACGAAAAGGCUGUGGCAGAGGAGGUUGCAAAGCUCCAGAGACUCUACGGGGGUGGAGACCUCGCAGCUUUCCCAGAGUUCACAUUCACAGAGCCUAAGUUUGAUGAAGUGGCCCAGAAGUGAACACCAGCACUUUAACAAACAUGCUUUUCUACUGUCGCCUUCCCGCCUGUACGUCUGUGCUCCAUAGUGGACUGCCAACAGUCUGCUUCCUGUCAGAGUGUCAUCAAACCCCGCCUCCAGCUGCGUCUGUCAGUAGUUAGAUAUUUGAAUGGGAGUGUACUCUGAAGGGAUUGAGCUGUACAUUUCUGCAAAAUAAGGGAACUCUGAGCUGUGAAAUAAGCUUUGUGUGUUGAGCUGAAUGUAGGGAAAAAUAAUAAUAAAUUCCACUUCCUA
Molecule: messenger RNA, 1846 nt
Organism: Labrus mixtus (cuckoo wrasse)
Lineage: Eukaryota; Metazoa; Chordata; Actinopteri; Labriformes; Labridae
Exons: 7
Coding region: 113-1573 (486 amino acids)
Biological process (GO): proton motive force-driven ATP synthesis
Molecular function (GO): proton transmembrane transporter activity
Source: RefSeq, a predicted model, not a curated record